Molecule: messenger RNA, 1229 nt
Organism: Drosophila eugracilis
Lineage: Eukaryota; Metazoa; Arthropoda; Insecta; Diptera; Drosophilidae
Gene: Prosalpha4T2
Product: proteasome subunit alpha type-7-1B
Exons: 3
Coding region: 52-810 (252 amino acids)
Biological process (GO): ubiquitin-dependent protein catabolic process
Cellular component (GO): nucleus; proteasome core complex, alpha-subunit complex; proteasome core complex
Source: RefSeq, a predicted model, not a curated record
UUACACACACCUAUUACUCAUUUUCAAUUUCAGUACCAGAAAGCAACUCAAAUGGCCGAGCGGUAUGAUCGCGCAGUGACCAUUUACUCGCCCGAUGGUCACCUCCUGCAGGUGGAGUAUGCCCAGGAGGCUGUGCGAAGAGGAUCCACUGUGUUGGGUCUGCGCACCAACAACGCCAUAGUACUGGGCGUGGAGAAGAGGUCCGUGAGCGAUUUGCAGGAGGAGCGAAUGGUGCGCAAGAUUUGCAUGCUCGACGACCAUGUGGUGAUGACCUUCUCCGGGCUGACGGCAGAUGCUCGUAUCCUGGUAAGCCGCGCCCAGAUGGAGUCCCAGAGUCACCGCUUGAAUUUUGAGAAGCCCGUGACCGUGGAGUAUAUAACACGAUUCAUAGCCCAGCUAAAGCAGAACUACACGCAGAGCAAUGGAAGGCGUCCGUUCGGGCUGUCCUGUUUGGUGGGCGGCUUCAACGAGGACGGCACUCCGCACCUGUUCCAAACAGAGCCCUCGGGCAUCUACUACGAGUGGAGGGCAAACAGCACCGGCCGGUCGGGCCAGCCAGUGCGGGACUAUAUGGAGAAGCACUCGGACGAGAUUCUGGCCUCCGCCGACGAGCCUACGGCCAUCAAGCACAUUGUACGCACCCUGGUGAGCGUGUCCUCACUGACCCACAACCAGAUGGACGUGGCGGUGCUCAAGUACAAGCAGCCCCUGCGUAUGAUUGAUCACAAGGUGCUGGCCGAUCUGGUGCGCACGGUUCGCUCCGAGUUGGAGGCUGAGGCGGAGGCCAGUCGGCGGCCCCGAGUUUCCUGAGUCUGGACAUGGCCCCGGGCCAGAUUGUUCGCACUUUCAUGACCAAUCAAAAGUUGAUAACCAGUCCUCGCGCUGCGUCUCCUCUUUUUUUUCGGCAAUUCAAUUUCGGCCUGGAGUGGGGGAAAAGUAAUCAGCAGGAAAAAUGUGUAAAGCGGGCAAAUCACUUAAUUUGUCUCGAGGGCGUAUUUGCUUACUUUAUCACUCCGGCGGAGGCGCGUCCGCUCUUCUCCGGCCAACCAAGUUAAAAAGUUUUAAGUGAAAAUGGGAAUUGAAUUUUUGGGAAAAAUAAGAGAAGAGCGCGCACACAUGCAGAAAAUAUUUGUCAUGGUUUGAUUCAAUUCCUUUGAUUUCGGCCUAAAGUCAUAUCUAUUGAUGAUUUUCCUAAAUAAUAUAUAUUUUACCUGAUUACCCAAUCUAAA